CUAAAGAAAUUUAGCAUUAAUUUAGCAUUCUAACACAUGAGUGUCUCCACAGGAGAGCAGUGACCUGACACUUGAGUGCCUCCACAGCGGAGUAGUGUCCUGACACUUGAGUGCCUCUACAGCGGAGUAGUGCCCUGACACUUGAGUGCCUCCACAGCGGAGUAGUGUCCUGACACUUGAGUGCCUCUACAGCGGAGUAGUGCCCUGACACUUGAGUGCCUCUACAGCGGAGUAGUGCCCUGACACUUGAGUGCCUCUACAGCAGAGCAGUGCCCUGACACUUGAGUGCCUCCAGAGCGGAGCAGUGCCCUGACACUUGAGUGCCUCUACAGCAGAGCAGUGCCCUGACACUUGAGUGCCUCUACAGCAGAGCAGUGCCCUGACACUUGAGUGCCUCCACAGCGGAGCAGUGCCCCUGACACUUGAGUGCCUCCACAGCGGAGCAGUGCCCUGACACCUGAGUGCCUCUACAGCAGAGCAGUGCCCUGACACUUGAGUGCCUCUACAGCAGAGCAGUGCCCUGACACUUGAGUGCCUCUACAGCAGAGCAGUGCCCUGACACUUGAGUGCCUCUACAGCAGAGCAGUGCCUCAUCAAGUGUCACAACGCAGCUUCUGAUUAGUGUACCAGCACCUAUGUGUCUGCUCCUGAGUGCCUCAGUGCUUGAUUGUCUUUAUGGCACCUGAGUGCCUAGUCUCCUGAGUGUCUCAGUGUCUCUGCUGUCGAGUGCCUACCAGUUCCUGAGUGCACCAUUGCACAUCUGCCUCAGCACCUGUUGAGUGUCUUGGCUCUAAAGUGCCUCAGAACCUGAUCGAGCGUCUCUGCUCCUGAGUUUCUCAGUACCUGAGUGUCACAGCUCCUGAGUGUCUCAGUACCUGAGUGUCACAGCUCCUGAGUGUCUCAGUACCUGAGUAUCACAGCUCCUGAGUGUCACAGCUCCUGUGUGUCACAGCUGAGUGUCUUAGUACCUGAGUGUCACAUUUCCUGAGUGCCUACAGUUAAAGUGGAUGUGUACACAAUUAUUAAGAAUAAGAAAAGGAGUGCUUAUUUAGCCUUCUACAAUAGUAUAUAAAACACAAUGUAUAAUUAAGAACAAAAAACAUACAGUAGCUGUACAAUGAAGUGUGCCAAUACAAAUGAAGAAUUCAUCCUUCCAGUUGUUCAUAUCCGCAUAGUUCGUGAGAGUGUCAUCCAUACAUUUGCUUGUGAUUUCUGUCAGAAGAGUUUUGAGUUUGCUGAUGACCUUACUCAUCAUGUGAAUUCCAGCCAUUCAUCUUUGAAUAUCCAAGAAGUCUAUGUUUGUCCAAGUUGUCGGUGUUGUGUUCUGAGCCACAAUGAUCUGCUAGACCAUCUUUCUGCACGACAUCAUGUGGAGACUGGUAUCAGAGAAAAUUCAACCUUAUGCGAAUAUUGUGGCCUAAAUUUAAUGACCAAUCAGUGCCUGCUGGAUCACUUGGUGCUCGAGCAUUAUUCAGGGAUGACUGAAACAUAUGUGUCUGUUCUGGGUAUUGUUGAACUCAGCCUCAAAGAUAUCUUUAGUAUGGGAAUGGGAAAUCCAGAUUGUAAGACUCUUUUCCAAGUUACUGAAGUAUCAUUAACAAAAUAUAGAGACAAUUCUUCAGAAUCAGUGACAAAAGCUACUAAAAUCAACUGUGUUAGACCAGAUAAUUUACAAACAGGAAUUGAAGGCAUUGUGAAUAAUAUAUCAUUUGAAGAUACAUCACAACAAUGUAGUAAAAAUAUUAAUGUUAUAUCUUCCUUGGGAAGUAGGUCUUUAAGCUCUAUAACUGAAACAGCUCAGGGUUUUCCAGAUGUUUGUGGUAACUCUUUGAAUGAGAUAAUAUAUGAACAAAACGAGCGACAAGAGUGUGAGUCUCAGCUAGAGAUGAUCAUAUGCUGUGACACAGAUGAAAAAUCUCCUGCAGCAUCUUCACCUGGAGAAAUCAUAUUGACUAUAGAAAGUGAGGAAGAAUUAAUAUGGAGCAAAGAUAUUAUGUCACAAGUGAUAUGUUCAAGUGGAAUUCUGAAAAGGUCACCUGGAUCCACCGAGAGGAAGGAGCCAGUGUCUCAAAGUGUCACAGUAGAGCAAGUAAAGAACUGGGGUGAUGGUUAUUCCCCUGGAGUGAACCAUGGGACUCAAGCACAGCAGCAAGCACAUUGUGAAGGAAAGCACAGUGAUGGUAUACCAGACAGACAGUGUCAUUUGAAUAUGCAUGAUCUGAAAAUAAACUUUACCAAACCGUCUGUUAUUGACACUGGUGCCAAAUCUUGUAAUUGGCACUUACUAUCAUCAGUAAAAAAUGGAAGUACCAAGAAAGUUAAGACAAGCUUCAGUGCUCAAAGAGGUGGUCAGAAAGAGAAGGUGUGCAACAUCUGUAAAAUGGUUUUCAGCCAUCGUGGAAGCCUAGAGCAACACGAAAAUGCAUGCCAUGGUAUACGCAUCAAGUGUGACCUAUGUGAUGCCAGUUUUGUUUUUUCUAAAUCACUACGCAACCACCACCUAAGAAAGCAUGCUAGCACUGAUGGUUUCAAGUGUGAGGACUGUGAUAAAAUUUUCAAGUGCAGAAGUAACCUUUGGUCCCACCGUCUAGUCCAUCUGAGUCAAGAGAUGCGGAGAUUCCCGUGUCCUCAAUGCCCUCAGCGAUUCACUACAAAGUCUAAAUUAAAUAUUCACCUGAAAAUUCACACAGGUGAAAAGAAAUUUCAGUGUGAACAGUGCGAAAAGGGCUUUGCUUAUCAAAGCUUGUUUGUGCGCCAUAUGAAGAAGCAUUUUGCAGAGAGAGAGAGCAAUGUCUUGGGGUGAACAAACAGAAUAAAUGUGAAUUUUAUCCAUUUUUAAUCAUUCGUAUAUUGUGUCAAACAUAUCACAUUGCAGUUAGCUGAACUAAUCUACAGUUGAAGGUAGUACAGUUGGGAUUCGCUCUUAAAUCGCAAUCGAGAAUCCUGGGUUUGAAUUCACAGUUGGAUUAGGUUCCGACCACCACAGGAUGCAAACAGGUUAAGAUCCACGAGCCCACUAUGAGUCGACCACAAUCACAAAGGAAUGUCUACGCUGAAAAAGCAGAUUACGAGAUUCACACAAUUUCAUAAAAGUUCUGCCAUAUGAAGAUGCUUACUGGGAGACUUAUGUUAAAAAAAUUAGAUAUUUAACUACUGUAUACUGCAUUACAAGUCCUGGAAGAAUAUCAGGAUAUUGUAACAAAUUUGAGUUCAGAUUUUAGCAUGUUUUAUACCAUUUGCCAUACAAAGUAUAUCUAGCUACAUUUGUAGUCAUGUUGUUUGUAUAUUACAUGAAAAUAAAACAAGCAAAAGUUU
Messenger RNA from Procambarus clarkii (red swamp crayfish), 3315 nucleotides. RefSeq names its product zinc finger protein 235. Gene Ontology annotation, cellular component: chromosome. NCBI's taxonomy places the organism in Eukaryota, Metazoa, Arthropoda, Malacostraca, Decapoda, Cambaridae. Gene Ontology annotation, biological process: regulation of transcription by RNA polymerase II. Gene Ontology annotation, molecular function: chromatin insulator sequence binding; DNA-binding transcription factor activity; RNA polymerase II cis-regulatory region sequence-specific DNA binding. The record is from RefSeq and is a predicted model, not a curated record.